This is a messenger RNA of Neolamprologus brichardi, 2268 nucleotides long. The record is from RefSeq and is a predicted model, not a curated record. Lineage: Eukaryota; Metazoa; Chordata; Actinopteri; Cichliformes; Cichlidae.
GGCGUGUGUGUGUCUGUGUGUGUGUGAGGAGGAGACGCGCCUGUCUGAGCAUCAUCUGGUAGCUGUUCCAAGCUACUCCUGCACGGCGAUGAUACACAAGCGAUUCUUUUCAUCUGUGUGUGAAAAGCUGAAGCUUCGAGGAUGAUGAUGACGAUGACGAAGAUGCCAUUUCCAGUCCGGCUCUGAUAGAGACAACGAGGCGCGCAGCACGUGACUGGACCCCUAGAAAAUCUAGCUCUCUCUCACCUCUCCUCACCUCUCCUCCGCUUCUGCACCUUUCUCCCCCCUCCAUACUUUCUAUCUCUCACCCCUCUCCUCCUCCUCCCUCCUCCUCCACCACCACCACCCCUGGAGCCGCUUUUUUUUUAUUCUGAUCAGUUGAUAAUCCAUCUGUGAUUCAGAUAGCCACCCACUCCCCCCCCUCCACCCUCAUCCUCUGCUUUAUUCAGCCUUACAUCCUCUUAAUAAACAUUCCCCCUCAUUACACACUCACUCGCAAAAGCAUCCACACCACCUCCACCUCCAGCCACCAUGGAGACGACCAAGCUGCCUCCGUCCAGCCCGUCCUCGCCGACCACCAGCUUCUCGGUGCCGUCCGCGGAGAAGGUGGAUGGCUUCCCGCGAAGGUCCAUGCGCAGGGCCCGACAGAGGAGGUCCCACAGCUCCUCUCAGUUCCGCUACCAGAGCUCCCAGGUGGAGCUCACCCCGCUGCCCCUGCUCAAAGACGCCCCGGUGGCAGAGCUGCACGACCUGUUCUGUAAGAAGCUGCAGCAGUGCUGCGUGCUGUUUGAUUUCCUGGACUGCGUGGCUGACCUGAAAGGGAAGGAGAUCAAACGUGCGGCGCUCAACGAACUGGUGGAGAGCGUGGCCACGAGCAGAGGAGUCCUCAUAGAGCCUCUCUACCCGGAGGCUAUAAAGAUGAUCUCGGUAAAUAUCUUCAGGACUCUCCCACCCAGCGAGAAUCCAGAGUUUGACCCUGAGGAAGAUGAGCCGACACUGGAAGCCUCCUGGCCACACCUGCAGCUGGUGUAUGAGUUCUUUCUGCGUUUCCUGGAGAGCCCGGACUUCCAGCCCUCCAUGGCCAAACGCUACGUGGACCAGAAGUUUGUCUUGCAGCUCCUGGAGUUGUUUGACAGCGAGGACCCGAGGGAGAGGGAGUACCUAAAGACCAUCCUGCACCGCGUCUACGGAAAACUGCUGGGCCUCAGAGCCUACAUCCGCAAACAGAUCAACAACAUCUUCCUCAGGUUCAUAUAUGAAACUGAGCACUUCAAUGGAGUUGCGGAACUGUUGGAAAUCCUCGGCAGCAUCAUAAACGGCUUCGCCCUGCCGCUGAAGUCUGAACAUAAGCAGUUCCUGGUUCGGGUCCUCAUCCCGCUACACACGGCAAAGUCCCUUUCCAUCUUCCACGCGCAGCUGGCCUACUGUGUGGUGCAGUUUAUGGAGAAAGAUGCCACAGUCACUGAAUAUAUCAUCAGAGGGCUGCUCAAGUACUGGCCUAAAACCUGCACGCAGAAAGAGGUGAGACCGAUGACGACAAAAAAGCUGUUGAUGUUUCUUUCUCCUCAACUGUUUGUGUGUGUGUGUGUGUGUGUGUGUGUGUGUGUGUGUGUGUGUGUGUGUGUGUGUGUGUUUUAGGUAGCGGAGCGGGCUCUUUACUUCUGGAACAAUGAAUACAUCCUCAGUCUGAUUGAGGAAAACUGUCAAGUCAUCCUUCCACUGGUGUUCGCUACCCUCUACAGAGUCUCCAAGGAGCACUGGAACCAGACCAUCGUGUCUCUGAUUUACAACGUGCUGAAGACCUUCAUGGAGAUGAACAGCAAACUCUUUGAUGACCUCACUGCCUCCUACAAAGUGGAGAAACAGAAGGAGCUGAAGCGAGAACGGGAGCGUGCCGAGCUCUGGCGAGGCCUGGAGGAGUACCAGGAGCGCCGGAUGCAGAUGCUCACGGAGGCCGCCAGGAACCAGCGCAACCUCCAGGAGCGAGGCGAGAGAGGGGACACGCUUAACCCUUCCUCCCCGCAGACAGCUCACUCCGACCAGCCCGAGCCCAAGCCCAGCGGGGCCUCUUCUGGAGCCGGGGAGAGCGCCACCUAGGUGUCACUCCAUUAGCUCAAAUGGGGGGGAGGGGAGGGUUAGGGGACAGGGAGAAAGCAGGAAGAUGACGGUAAAAGUGUUGGGAGACAGAAAAAGGUACAAAACAAGUCCACUGUUUUUUUUCUCUGUCGUCUUGUGUCACGGAGGUGGUUGCUUUUUGUAAAAAGGCGC